UCGCAAUCCCUUAAAUUGUAUUGGACACAUCUGCCAGGUCACGCUCAGACAGCGGGAGAUAUAUGCCGCAGAAAGAUUUCUGCACACGGACAGCAGCAAGAGCAAGUGAGAGGAAAUCAACCCGACACAGAAGAAUGGUUUCUCCACAGAUGCUGCAAGCCUGAAGGGAACUCCAUCAACGUGUAAGGAUAACGUCCCACCUGCUCUGCCUGUGAAGCUCGAUGUGGUCAGGGGUCCUGAGCGUCUUCCUGCAAAUGAGGAGUUAAAAGAAAUGCUGCAAGGGAAACUGCGCAUUCUGCAGGUUGACAGCAACGAGGUCAAUGCUCUGUUCAUGGAGUUGUCUGCUCAUGUCAUCUCCAUCAAUAGUGAGGAAAAUGUUAUAUUUGUAAGAUUCCAAACAUUUGAAGAGAUAUGGAAGUUCACCACAUAUUAUACAACAGGUUUCCUCGGUCAGUGUAUGGAGAAUUUAUUGUUAGAGGAGGAGUUCUGGCUCAGCUCUUUGAAGGAGGAAGUUGCUAUUGAGGUUUCCAUUCAGGAGGAAACACUGAAUCUUAUCUACCAAGGCAUCCUAAUGCAAGAUGGUUCUUUGUUCGCUAUUUGUUGUGCCGACCAAAUGUUUGAUAGCUCUACAUCUGGAAGAGACCUGCACCUGGAGCAGGGUGACAUAGCUCACUUUGAGCCUCCCUUCUUGGGCUCAGGCUGGACCGUUCUAUGCCUAUCUGAUGGAGCCCGGGGAACGGCACCCAGACCCAAUCUGGAGCCAGUUAUUCCUUUUCACCAAUGGUUUCUCAAAUCCUGUGCUGAGAGCAUUUUAGUUGGAGAGGGGAAACCUGCCUGUGACUUCCCCCUGCAGUUUGCCAGAGGAACGUGUCUGGCCACAUUGGAGUAUCAUGCUGAAGGCCCAUGUGAGCUGAGCAUGGCACCAGGUGAUCGCAUCAUCAUUGUGGGACUCCUGGUGUCUUGUUUCGACUGGUUCACAGGAAGGAAGGAGGCGACAGGGGAAGUGGGUCUGGUCAAGACAAGCCUAGUGAAACCAUUAACUGACAUUUAUGGCUCAGCAAAUGUAGUUUUGGAGGAAGAAGAAGAGGAAGGGAUGUUCUACAGUCUGCAAGAGGACAAAGGCAUAGAGGAGGCAAUUGCCUUAUUGAAGAAGAAAUCUCAAAAUGACAUUGGUCACUACUAUAAACUGGAUAUUGUCUGUUGCCAAGACUCUGAAAGUAUGCCAUCAUCAUUGCUUUUUCCUUCAACUUUUGCAGUGAACUCUUCGUCUCAAGUUGAUCCUCAGCAGACUGAGUUGAGGAAAAAUAUGCAGAGGAUUCUGGAUCAAGGAAAAGACUCAGCAGAUUUCAUUGUGACCAUGAACAGGACCUUAGAGGAUUCAGUCACACCUACAGAGGCAACAGACCCAAGCCCUCCCUGUUUCACUGUUUACCCAACUGUGGAGGGAAACAACACUGAUAUCUUCAUCCCGCUCUUCUCUUUUUUGGAGGGUCAAGAUUGCAAAGUAGAGUUAAGUGUCCUUUACGGACUGAGUUCAGAACGCCUCGCUUCCACUGCCUUCUCCGGUCACUCUGACGAGGAAGAGCUGAUUUCCUUUCUGGCUGUUGCCAGGGAAGCAGCCAGGAAAAAGCGUCUCUUUUGGUCACAGACUCGUUUGUGCUUCCUGUUAGGCAAGCUCUGUGCUGGGAGGUCAAAGUUCAGCCAGGCUCGGGUUUACUUUGAGGAGGCCCUCAGUGUUCCACAAGAAGGCUUCAGGGACCUUAAACUGCUGGGAAGCAUUUACUCUAACCUGGCUACCAUAUAUAAUUUGCAGAAAAAUACAGAAAGUUUCUUUUCUGUGAUGGAGCGACUUGCUGCUUUGCAAUUAGGAAUCCCUGGCUUCCUGGACAACUUAGAGGACAACACUGUACUUAAAUAUAUCCUCAAGAAAGCUGUUGUCUCUCACAACAAAAUGGCGGAGGCCUGGGCUUGUUAUCUUUUGGCGAAGUACCACUGGGCUGAGAGCACUGGAAGGGCUCAAGUUGUCCCAUAUCUUGAGAGACUUCUUGUUCUCUCUACUGAAGCUCAAAGACCAUGGACAUUUUCAGUCGGUAAUGGAUACUUGACCUUGGCGAGGCUGUACAGUGAACUCAGCCUUCUUCACCUCAGUGUCAGUUCAGCCAGGAGAGCUUCUCUUGAGCAAUCUGCCAAACUGAGUGACUGUCUUAACAGCAUGGUCCUGGUCCUGGAUAAUUACAACAAACUGUACGGGAUCACAGAACAGGAAGCCUCCAUCCCACCUGAAGUGGCUCCUUUUUUACACCAAGCCCUCUCUUUAAUUAAAGCCCAAGGAGGAGGCAGAAACCAAUACCAAGUUUUAAGCCACCAACUUACUGUUAGUCUCUGCCAACUUUUUUACAAGCACAAAAUGGUGGAGUGCGCGAUCCACCAAAUGCACAUUCUUAUAAACAACACUCCACCUUUACAUAAUGUCCCUAGCUCUGUGUCGGAGAGAACCAGUGCCUUUAUCUGGCUGGCAUGGCUUCACAUUGACAACAGCCAGCCCAAUUUUGCAUUGGAUAUACUAGACUCCGUCCUCUCUUCCACACCAGAACACUGCACAACCCCUCUGGAAGGUGUACUCCAUAACAUGCGGGGUGUGGCGCUUCGAUGUAUGGGUGACCUCCAGAGGGCAGCAGAGAGCUACCAGGCUGCAGCUGACAUCUGCCAAGAGUAUGAGGACCUUUCAAACUGGGCUGUCACUAAGGCCAACCUUGGGCUGUUGUGUCUGAAGGCCGGAGCUAAAAGACUUGCACGGGGGCACUUGAUUGAGGCUGUGCAGCUCUUCUCGGGGCUGGAUGAAGAAGGUCAUGAGGCAAACUUCAUCACAGUGCUUCUUGAGCUGGGGGAUCUCUAUUUGGAGCAACAACAGAUACACUAUGGGAAAGGAUGCUUUGAGUGGGCUCUGCUGGUGGCUAUCAAUGCUAACCUGUUAGAUUAUCAACUCACUGCAACUAGAAAAUUGUGUCAUCUUUAUGGCUGUGAGAGUCCAGACCAGGCACAGUUCAUCAUCUACAGUGAGCACCAGGUCCAGCUGCUGAGACACACAGGAGACAGACAGCAGGAGGGAGAGGCCCUGGAGGCCAUCAGCCAGCUCUUCCUCUCUCUGGGCACAGAAAGGGCGUACCAGUCAGCUCUUGACUAUACCAAGAUAAGUCUGGGAAUUUUCAUCGACCUGGGCUGCAGGGAGAAAGAGGCACAUGGCUGGUUGCAGGCCGGGAAGAUAUACCACCUGCUGGGACAGACUGAACUGGUGGACCUUUAUGUUCAGGUAGCUCAGGAUGUCGCCCUAAGAACAGGAGACACCACUUUCAUCCUCCAGCUUCUGGAAGCUGCAGGAGACAUUUUCUUCAACAGCCGCCACAGUAUGAAAAAGGCUACCAUCUUCUACAGGGACCAUGCUAUGCCCAUCGCAGUGAAGAGCAGCAGUGUUCGUACCAGGUUGAGAUUGUGUAAUAAACUGACUGAAGUGAUGCUCAGUCUAAAGCUGUAUGGGGAAGCUGUUGAAUUUGCUCAGACUGCACUGGACAUCAGUAUCACUCUGGGUGAGCGUCUGAAUGAGCGCGUGGGCUACCACCGCCUGGCCUCUCUGUUCCACUGUCUGGAGCAGUAUGAGCUGGCUGAACACUAUUACCUGAAGACUCUGACCCAUUGUCCGACACCUUUGCAGUUCGAUGAGGAAACACUGUACUAUGUCAGGGUCUACCAGACACUAGGGGACAUUAUGUUCUAUGACGUAAAGGACCCAUUUGAUGCUGCAGGCUACUACCACUUGGCUCUGGCUGCAGCCAUGGACCUGGGCAACAAGCGGGCUCAGCUGAAGCUGUGCACACACCUCGCCACCAUCUACCACAACUUCCUUAUUGACCGGGAGCUGUCUCUCUUCUUUUACCAGAGGGCAAGAGGAUUCGCUGCAGAGCUGAAUGUGAGAAGGAUUGACAUUUCAUCAGAUAAGCAUUUUAGCAGUAUCUCCCAGUAAAAGACCACAUGUGAAGAUCAGAAGAAAAACUAACAUUUUGCUAGAUGUCACACAAGAAGUUAAAGCUCAGGUGAUGGUGAUAUUUGUUCUGAAAAUUGUAUUCAGUGUAAACUUUAAGACCCUCCAUGGAGAUGAUGAAGAUGAUGAUCGCUAAGUUGUCCAUUUGAAUUGCUGACUGCAUUGUACUGUAUGCAAAUACAAUUCAGACAACGGGUUUGGAAAAUUGUGUCUGUAUUUAUUAAAUUGGCUAAGAUCAUAGUAUAUGUUUUCAAAGUGCUAAAGAGAAUAGCAUUUUGUUUUGUUCCAAUUGUCAGAGGUUUCAGUUUGAGCACAAUUGAAAAAAUCUGAGUGUACUACUGUAUGUUGUUUGGUAACUGUCUUAAAACCACAUCAUCUUCCCUGAUUCCUUACACACUUUUACACUCAUGUUAUUUUGAUUUAACUGUGAAAAAAUGAGCUCUUGCAAUUUUCUCUCACCAUAGAUCUGUACAUCAUGCAAACUGGUUCUAUACAGCUUCAAAUCUUCUGCAUUAUUCAGGUGAAGGGGGAGCAGAGGCAGGAAGCGACGUAUUCCUUCUGCUACAGUUCAGUUCAAUUCAAUGAGAUUUUAUUUGUACAGCAAAUCACAAUAUACAAUAUGGGACUAUGGGAGGGAAAACACUCAAAGUUAGUUACAUGUAGUAAAAUGAAUGAAUUUGGUGUCAGAGAGACAGAAAGAAAGGCAGAAGUGCUCACUGGAUGAUGGGAGUUCCCUCAGCAGUCUAGGCCUACUGCCUAUUGUUUUUUUACCCACUGAUAUUGUAUCUUCUAACAAUAUUAAAACAGAUUUUACAUAA
Molecule: messenger RNA, 4854 nt
Organism: Platichthys flesus (European flounder)
Lineage: Eukaryota; Metazoa; Chordata; Actinopteri; Pleuronectiformes; Pleuronectidae
Product: SH3 domain and tetratricopeptide repeat-containing protein 1
Exons: 19
Coding region: 272-4018 (1248 amino acids)
Molecular function (GO): protein binding
Source: RefSeq, a predicted model, not a curated record